This is a messenger RNA of Neolamprologus brichardi, 582 nucleotides long. Lineage: Eukaryota; Metazoa; Chordata; Actinopteri; Cichliformes; Cichlidae. The record is from RefSeq and is a predicted model, not a curated record.
AUGGGGCUCCAAGUUCUGCUUUACUGGCUGAAUAUUGUUGGAUACAUCAGGAGGCUGGUGUUUGCUGCAUGGGCUGCUUACCAGUGUUUCUCCCUCUUUACUCACUGCGUGUAUCUCUUGAUGGUAAUGCACCCUCUGUUUAGCUCGCUGGAUCUGAGGCUGGGCCUGACCUCCAGGUUUGCAGCAUGGCUGGAUGUAGCUGUCGAUGACCUGGGCAGAGGCAUGCUGUGGAGUCUGCUGUUUAAGUGGGGUUGGAUGGUGUCUGCACUGGAGUGGUGUGUGUUCAUGGAUAACCACAACACGGGGGCGCAGUGGAAGAACAGCUUCGGCAGCAGCCCUCCACUCGUACAGGCUGUCACGGCAAGCGGUAAUCCUCCUGCCCCCGUGUUUGAGUGCUGGUACACAGCUCCACAUAAAUGUCUUUCCAUGCUGGUGGGAGUGCUGUCCCACUGGUUGGAGCUGCCUCUGUGGAUCCAGCAUGUGGGGAUGUUGCUGCUGGUUGCUGGCCGCGUGCUGGCUCUGUCAGCUGAGGUGUGGUGCAUAUGGACACACAUCGAGCACCUGGAAGAAACUAAGAGCUGA